Molecule: messenger RNA, 2204 nt
Organism: Quercus robur (English oak)
Lineage: Eukaryota; Viridiplantae; Streptophyta; Magnoliopsida; Fagales; Fagaceae
Product: probable sulfate transporter 3.3
Exons: 13
Coding region: 151-2097 (648 amino acids)
Biological process (GO): transmembrane transport
Cellular component (GO): membrane
Molecular function (GO): secondary active sulfate transmembrane transporter activity
Source: RefSeq, a predicted model, not a curated record
AAAGGUUGAUUGAUGGGGUGGAGACUCACAUAAAAAGAGAGCUUGCAAGCUAGCUCGGAUUUGAUCAAAGGUAAAACAUACCACUUUCUCUUAGCAAAAAAAAACAUUCCACUUUCUCUUAGCAAAAAAAAACAUUCCACUUUCUUUCCAAUGGAAGCCAAAGCUAGUACCAUGCACUCUCACUGCUUGGAAAUAGCCAUGGAAGCACACAAGGUUGUAACACCACCCCCUAUGAGCACCUUACAGAAGCUGAAGAUCAGACUCAAGGAAACCUUUUUCCCUGAUGACCCUUUGCGCCAAUUCAAAGGCCAACCAACGAAGAAGAAAUUAAUACUUGGAGCUCAGUAUAUCUUUCCUAUUCUUCAAUGGGGUCCUAAUUACAGCCUCAAACUCUUCAAAUCUGACAUUGUUGCUGGUCUCACCAUUGCUAGCUUAGCCAUUCCCCAGGGCAUCAGUUAUGCUAAGCUUGCUAAUCUGCCUCCUAUUGUGGGUCUAUAUUCCAGCUUUGUCCCUCCACUUGUGUAUGCUGUUCUUGGGAGUUCUAGGGACCUAGCAGUAGGACCUGUUUCCAUUGCUUCUCUUAUACUAGGAUCCAUGCUUAGGCAAGAAGUGUCUCCAAGCAAUGACCCCCUCUUGUUUCUUCAACUAGCCUUUUCUUCAACCUUCUUUGCUGGUCUCUUCCAAGCUUCUUUAGGAUUAUUAAGGCUUGGAUUUAUUAUUGACUUUCUUUCGAAAGCUACUCUUAUUGGCUUCAUGGCUGGAGCUGCUAUCAUAGUCUCUCUGCAACAGCUUAAGAGCCUCCUUGGAAUCACUAAUUUCACCAAACAAAUGGGUUUGGUUCCUGUUUUAAGCUCUGUUUUCCACAACAGAAAAGAGUGGUCAUGGCAAACUAUAGUCAUGGGAUUUUGCUUCCUUGUCUUACUAUUAUUGGCAAGACACGUGAGCAUGAAAAGGCCAAAGCUGUUCUGGGUUUCAGCUGGAGCACCACUUGUGUCUGUGAUCGUCUCAACUCUCCUAGUCUUUGCAUCCAAGGCUAAUAAUCAUGGCAUCAGUGUGAUUGGAAAAUUACAAGAAGGAUUGAACCCACCUUCAUGGCACAUGUUGCACUUCCAUGGCAGCCACCUGGGGCUGGUAAUGAAAACCGGGCUUGUCACUGGCAUUUUAUCCCUCACUGAAGGUAUUGCAGUGGGAAGGACUUUUGCUGCUUUAAAGGAUUACCAAGUGGAUGGAAAUAAGGAGAUGAUAGCAAUUGGGUUGAUGAAUGUUGUUGGCUCCUCUACUUCUUGCUACGUUACAACAGGUGCAUUCUCAAGAUCAGCUGUCAAUCACAAUGCAGGAGCAAAAACAGCAGCCUCUAACAUAGUAAUGUCAGUGACAGUUAUGGUGACACUUCUCCUCCUUAUGCCUUUGUUCCAAUACACACCAAAUGUUGUACUGGGUGCAAUCAUAGUCUCGGCAGUAGUUGGUCUCAUUGAUAUCCCAGCUGCCUAUCAAAUUUGGAAGGUUGACAAAUUCGAUUUUAUCGUAUUGUUAUGUGCAUUCUUGGGUGUUAUUUUCAUCUCUGUCCAAGAUGGCCUUGCCUUUGCGGUUGGACUAUCCAUUUUCAAGAUCCUGCUGCAAAUUACAAGGCCAAAAAUAGUGAUGUUGGGGAAUAUACCUGGGACACACAUAUAUCGAAAUCUGCACCAUUACAAGGAAGCUGUAAGAGUCCCUGGAUUCCUCAUUUUAAGCAUUGAAGCUCCCAUCAACUUUGCUAAUAUCACAUAUCUCAAUGAAAGGAUUUUGAGAUGGAUUGAAGAAUUUGAAGCAGAAGAAGAUAGUAAAAAACAGUCAAGCCUCCAAUUUGUGAUUUUGGAAAUGUCAGCUGUGAGUGCUAUAGACACAAGUGGAGUCUCUCUCUUCAAGGCUUUGAGAAAAGCAAUGGAAAAGAAAGGUGUUGAGCUUGUAUUGGUGAAUCCUCUGGGUGAGGUAAUGGAAAAACUCCUGAAGGCAGAUGAAGCUCAGGAUUUCAUGAGACCGGAUAGCCUUUACUUGACAGUUGGAGAGGCUAUAGCUUCACUCUCAUCAACAAUGAAAGAUCAAUCAUCAACCAUGUAAAAUGAAAGGGCACAUACAAAGUAUUGCUUACUAUGAAUUACGUGUUUGACAAGAAACCCUGAUAAAAUUAAUAUUGCAUAUAAAUAAAGCAUUAUAGUUUCCACAUA